Molecule: messenger RNA, 3117 nt
Organism: Paramecium primaurelia
Lineage: Eukaryota; Ciliophora; Oligohymenophorea; Peniculida; Parameciidae
Source: the annotation of a GenBank genome assembly
AUGAUACAUACAAAAAAGCAUUCUAAAUAAACCAAAAAAUCAAAGACUAGCGAUGAUUUCACUGAGCCUCAUCCAAAAUUAUUACUAGAACGUUUCCCCUACACCUCAAAAGAUUUUUAACUUAAAGAUGUUCCUGUAAUAGCCAUUGAUCAAAGUUUUUUUAAUGAUCCAUUCAAAAUGAUUGAUGAACUCUAUAGCAAAGGUUAUGAGUAAUUUGGAAUUGUAAAACUGAUUCUACCUUCAGAUUUAGUGAUUCCGAAUAAGAAAUUCUUCUCUCAGUUAGAGUCUAAGCUUAAGGGUAAGAGAAUACAAACUCGUAUCUAAACAUUAAACACUCAAAGAGCUGGAGAGGUAUUUUCCUUUAUUAGCAUAGAUAUUUGGUUCUAACACUCUAGGAUUUACUAUCUAGGAGUAUAUGAAUCUUGCUAAUAAGUUUGAGUGCAGUCAUAGAUUGUAAGGAGUAAGAGAAGUGUCUAAUCAAAUUCGAUAGAAUGAAAUAGAGUUCUGGUCAAUUAUAGAUUAUCCAACUAAAUACGAAGAUAUUGAAGUGGAGUAUGCAGCAGAUCUUUUAGCAUCUAAAUAUGCCACAGGGUUUUAGGAAGGAUAGUUAGGGAAUCUAAAUGGAAUAAAUAAAAACAGGAAUUCCAUUUUCUAAGUUCUUUAGGAAAAGAAUGAAAUUAAUGGUAUCUCAGUACCUUGGUUGUAUUUGGGUAUGAAAUAUGCUAACUUCUGUUGGCAUAAGGAAGAUCUUAAUUUAAAUUCAAUGAAUUAUAUGCAUGCAGGAGCUGCAAAGACAUGGUAAUCUAUUUGAUUAAAAAUCAACUAGGUAUGCUGUGCCACCUAGUUACAGUGAUAAGUUUCUUUAAUUCUUCAAUAAAGCCUAUGAGAAUGAAAGGAAAUCAAACCCUCGCUUAUUGUAUGAUAUCACUUGUUAAAUCUCACCUGUAGAGUUAAUUGAGAAUGGAAUCCCAAUUCUAAGAACUGAUCAACAACCAGGUGAAUUAAUAUUAACUUUGGGUGCUACAUAUCAUGCAGGUUUUUCUCAUGGUAUUUAUAUUAAAUAAAAAUAAGGACUAAAUUGUAGUGAAGCUGUUAAUGUUGCUCCAAUUUAAUGGCUAAAAGAAUUCGAUAAAGCAACAUAAGAAUAUCGUAUGGAUGGAAACUUAAAGAAGGUAUUUAAAAUGGAGAUUAUCUAUUUUAGGUGAGUUUCCCUUUAGAAUGGUUGCUUUGUAAGGUAGCCUUAAUGGCUGAAGAGAUAAAGUUCACAAAAUAAGCAUGGUAAAAAGUAUAUUUUUUAAAUUAUAUUUAAGUUGUUUGAGAAAUUUAAACAAAUGAUGGAUUAAGAAAUUAAUCAUCGUAAUUGUAUAAUAAGUUUGUAUGAUCAUGUUAAAAUAAUUGAAUUUGCAAAUAAGUAGGAAAAAUAUGAUAGAAGUGUUUGCAAAAUCUGUUCCAAUUAUAUGUAUUUAAGUUACAUUUUUUGUGGGAAGUAAUAUAUUCCAUAAUAUUAUUAGAUGUUUAAAAAAGGGAUGUAUUUGUCAUUAAAGUAUUUGUGCUUGUGCUUCUCCAUAAAUAUCACUAUAUAAUCGAUACAAUAAUGAAGAACUAUAAGUGAUGAUUGCUACAUUAGAGUCAAAAAUUAGAACAACGGGGUCGUGAUUAAAUACUUUAUAUAUUAUAUUUUAACAGAUAUUAGUGAAUAAAAAUUAACAAUAAAAAAAAUAACAAAUUGCCUGUGCAUGUCUGAAAUUGAUAUUACCUCUUAAGAGAAUACUCUCGAACUACCUAAAUUUGAAGAAACUCUUCCUGAUUUUAAACCUGAACCUCGCAAAGAUCUUAAGUAUGAAAUCAAACAUGAACCAAAAUCAUCAUUUGGUCAAUCAUCUAAAGACCUUAUUGAAUAGUACAAAAGUAAAUUUAACUCCUUUAAACAAAUGGCUGAAGAUUAACAACCUUUAGCUAUGGAACCAUCUGUUAUUGAAAAAUCAGAAAAAUCUGAUAUAUGGAGGAGUGAUGCUGAAAUUCUAAAAUCUCCUAAAGAAUGGGAUUGGAAUAUUUUGGGAUCUAAAAAGGCUUCAACAACCAGUAAUCAAAUUUAAUUUGAUGUUCAUGUACCAGAUUCAAUGGUUUCUGAAUAGGAACACAAAGCAUAAAUUGCCUAACAUAGAUAAAUGAUUUUAGGUGUAUUAGAUUAGAAAAUUGAACCAGGUUUAAAAUUACCUUCAUCUCAUUAAACUUAGAAGCCUGUUGUUGGUGAAUAACAUUCUAAUUAUUAAAAUAUUUUGGAAAAAUUUAGAAGUGCAUCUUCUUUAGAUGAUUUAACAACAUUAUUCAAUACAGUUUAAUAAAGAAAAGUAGUUGAUUAAGCAGCUCCUUAAUAAUAAUAAUAAGAUGAUUUAUUCUCUAAUCUUGAUAUCAGAAGAAAUAAAAAGGCUGAGGCAUAAAUUUAAUAGUACAAGACACCAAGUAAAUCAUAAGAGGAAAUCUUUGAAUAUGGUUCAGGUAAUAGAACAACUUCAUUUUUCUAAAAGAAACCUUCAGCUUAAAAACAAUUAUUGCAAAGUCCAAGUUUGAAUAAUCAAUUCAAUUAUAGAUCUGAUUAAUCAGUAACUUCUAAAGUCACUUAAAAUAUGAACUUUUAAGUUGAUGUUAAAGAUCAUAGUAAGACUAGUAAAAGAAAGGAAGAACUUUAAAGUUUUAUGGGUAAAUUAGGUUUAGGUAAAUAUGAUACUCCUAAAGUGGUGAUCAAUUUGGAAAGUAAUACUUAGAGUAGUAAAUUAUUUAUAUAUAUUAAAAGAUUCCACAAUAGAUAGAAUGAGACAAUAUGUAAAUGGAACACCAAUGAGUGCAAGAAAGAGUGGAGGAGGUUUGGGUGAUUUGAUAAAUGAACGUUCUUUAAAUACUACAACAUUUAAGUAGUAAAUCAAAUCUUAUCAUAAAUCUGGUUCAAAGCCAGAUGCAUAAGGAAGAUUAAGUGCAGAUAAUCAAAAUUUAUCAGAAUAAUCACUUAGAAAUUUGCAUCUAAAAUUAGUACAUUAAUAAAAGAAUGGAAUUGGAAAUUCUGGAUUAAAAUAUGCUAGAUGUUGAUUUAUUAUACUUUUAUAUAUGGAAUUAUAUAUA